AUGGUACCUGAGAUGAGACAAGAAGAAUUGGACACAAACAAGGAUUCUCCUAAACUAGGCACAGAUGAGCCAAUAGAUCGAUCUAUACUUUGGAAGGAGGCAAGGAAAGAUGCAUCAGGAAAUUAUGUAAAUGAACGUGACAAGCUUAUAGGAGAUGCCAUUGAUGACCUUCUAGAUAAGAGAAAUGAGGGGACACUUGUAGAAGUUGGGACAAACGAUAUAUUGACACAAGUGUUAGGAACAAAGGAGCAUCCUGGUAGAGUAAGAGGCCAAAGUCGUGGAGUUACACAAAGAGACUACUUUUUGAAGCCAGCAGGAGGUUUUAGUGGACUUCAACAAUAUCAAUUUCAAUUUCAGCAACACCAAUCACAAAAAUACUUAGAUGACUUUAAAAAGUUAGAACAAUCCUUUGAGCAAAGACUACGUAGUCAAGCUGAACAAUUUGAAGUAGAACGAAAACGAGAAAGAGAAGAACGAGAACAAGAACGAGAGUUAUUUUUGACAAAGUUUACAGAAUUAGCAAACAAAAUUUCAUCAUUAAAAGGAAGUGAAGUGAGUUUGCCUACGAUAGUUUCACGAACAAGUGAGACCCCUACGCCAAUGGAGGUGGUAAAUGAGUCUUUAGUUUCAUCAAAGGAUAAUCAGAAGUCUAGAUUAUUGACAGAAAAUGGUGAUACUGUUGCUAUUGGACAAAUAAUGGCAACAAGCGGAAAAAUUCAUUGUGUUGACUUAAGAAAGGGUAACUAUCGUGUGCAAGUGGAUGAAUGCUGCAAUGAUGAGGCUAAACUUAUUUUUCCUAUUGGAGAUGAGAUUUCUUUAGUACGUCAUGCUGUCGGCCACUAUGUUGAGUGGCCAUCUCAUCUGAUCAUUCCUUACGAUUCAGAUUUGCUACCUAAGAAGACAAAGAAGCAAAAAAAGAAUGGUUCACCAAUACCUAAUGCCCCAAUGACACAAGAGAAAUCUCAUCCUUCCCAAAAACUUCCUAGUCAAAAUGAAGUAGUGUCAAUUAAAGCUAGUGUCCCGAUACUCUUCAAGAUUCCUAGUGGGGUUCCUCGCUUUCUCAAGUGUCUAUUAACUACUGUGAAGUAUGUGGAGCCAAGUUUCAUGAUCAAAAUUACGAUGGAUUUUGAGAUAUUCGGCCAUGAGAAUGAUUUAUAUAUCUCACAAGAAGAUAUAGUCCAUGUUGGCUUAAUGGAAGAGAUUGGAGCAGCAUGUGUAUCGUUAUAUAUCAGGAUUUUAUACUUCCAAUUAGUGAAAAGAGAGAUCAGUCACUUUUUUCGUUUUGUUGAGCCAAUUUGGUUAUCAAAUGUUGGAUCCACUGAAGAAGAACGAGUUGAAUGGGUAUCAAAGCGUAUGCUUGAUUCAAAUCCGGGUCAGAUGUGGUUGUUGCCAUAUCAUAAGGGAAAGCAUUGGAUGCUUAUAAUAAUUGAUUUUGAUCGCCAAUUGUGCUAUUUCCUGGAUUCUCUUCACAAUUUUCCACCAGAUGAAAUCAAAUCUCUCAUUUCUCGUGUCUUUCAACAUUUACGCACAAAUAAUGCAAAAACUAAGGAAGUCGCUUGGAGAACAGUUAAGUGUCCUCGUCAACCAUUACAAUCAGUACAAUGUGGGUUCUAUGUUAUGAGGAUGAUGAAGGACUUCGUGACAAAUGAGUUUUCAAUGCGUUGGCUAACUAGUAAUUGUGGCGGGAAGAACUAUUACACAAAGGAUGAGAUCAAUGAAGUACGUGAAGAAUGGGCACAAUGCGUCAUGGAUUUGAUGAGUACUACAUAGGUCCACUAACUUUUGUUAACUUAGACUUUUAAUGAGAUAUACUUACAAUGUUAACUUAGACUUUCUUGAAGAUAUACACACUUUUGUUGCCUAACUAUAGUUUACAAUGCUUAUGUGAAUCAUUUUGUAAUUAACUUAAGACU
Molecule: messenger RNA, 1913 nt
Organism: Humulus lupulus (European hop)
Lineage: Eukaryota; Viridiplantae; Streptophyta; Magnoliopsida; Rosales; Cannabaceae
Exons: 9
Coding region: 1-1770 (589 amino acids)
Biological process (GO): proteolysis
Molecular function (GO): cysteine-type peptidase activity
Source: RefSeq, a predicted model, not a curated record